Ostrea edulis (European flat oyster) is the source of this 6885-nucleotide messenger RNA. RefSeq lists its product as uncharacterized. The transcript is spliced from 20 exons. Lineage: Eukaryota; Metazoa; Mollusca; Bivalvia; Ostreida; Ostreidae. The record is from RefSeq and is a predicted model, not a curated record. Bases 124 to 4110 code for a protein of 1328 amino acids.
UUCUUAAUAUUUGUCCGUUACGGGUUUUUCCUUUUAUGGUUUGUAUUGUUUCCGCCCAAGAGGCGCGUGGAAUGAGCGAUAUGCGUGCUACUUAUUUUUGUGAUUAAAGCCCUCCAAAGGAGUAUGUCGUACAACCAGUAUGGUUACGUGGUGGCUUCCUGUCCUCUCAAUGAGACAGAGUUUACUACAGCGGCGACCAGACUGAACUGUACCGAGGAUAAGUAUGGACGGAAUCAGUAUACAUGUGUUCCCAAGCUUGACUUGUCGGCAAUAGUAGAGUUCUGCUACAGGUACACCGUGGGAAUCUACCCGAAAGGUAUUUGUCUAGGGGCACUCUCUAAUGGAGACCUGGACGCGCUCAGGUGUGGACAUUUCACGGAGGGUUGUCCAGCUAACAGUUACAUAGGAGCUGACCUGUAUAAAUUUCCAGCUUGCUCUCAAAUCAAUAAAGAACAGCGAUGCUUCUAUGCAGACCCCGCUUGUCCUAACGAAACAGAGAGUUUUACUACUGAAGAUGAACCGAUUCCUACAGGAUCAACAACAUUGAUGAACGCCUUCAAUACAACAACGAAUAUAUCGAAUACACUUACCACGCCUGUAGAACAAGGAUCCGCCGAUGUAGGGGCGAUCAUUGGAAGUGUAAUGUCCGUCGUAAUUGUUCUUGUCAUUGUACUAGCAGUCGUAUUUUGGAGACGAAGGAAAAGAUACUCGCGUGUGCCUCAGGAAGAAAUAAUGCUGGCUCAUUUGGAGAAUCAACGGGCUGAGCUGAUGAAGCGAAAGAUGUCCAUAGAUGGCACGGAAGAAGACCAACAGGGUUCCGUGACAAAAGGACCAAGGAUAGAUAUUGAAGAUGACAUUCAAACAGAACUAAAAGCAAAUGAGACUGUACGUCUAGACCAAAAAGAGAAAGAAAAAGAGCUAGAUGAGAGGGAGAAAGAAAAAGAGCUGGAUAAGCGGAAGAUAGAACUGCUUCCUGAGUGGGGAAGGCAUGUUCUUGGCGAAUACAGCACAUGGAAAACACCUAUUUCAGACCAGUUCUCCUCCCUGUCUGAUGACGAGGUGUGGGUGUUAUUCUGUUUUCUGUGUUCUGACUCCGGUACCCCCGACUUUACUGAUACAGACUGUCUGGACAUUCUUAAUGAGAUACGAGAGUGGAUGUACGAUAAUGAACGUGUAACAAGUGAGAAGGCACAGCGGACUCUGGACAGACUGAAAUCACGUGGAUUUAUUUGGAAUCAGGACGGAGUGGACAUCACUGAGGACGCCAAGGAUGAGACCGUGUACCGUGUUAUAGAACGUCGUAGUGAUCGUCUCCCUGUUUCACUGCUCUAUCAGUAUUAUUUAUCCAGUUAUACUACAGUAGUGAGGUAUCUGAGAUCACGGGGAUACACCAGGAAGUCUGGAGAGAAAUGUGUCAUUGGUGACUACCCGUACUGUGAUUCCUUACUCAUACGCCGUCUACAGAUGAACAUACUGACCCACGUCACCAUGGAGGACACGAAUAUCUGUGAUGAAGUGUCACAGUACUUGAACAUCCCUCUAAGUAAAGUACGUAUGAGUGAUGAUAAACGAAGAGCGUUUAUAGAGGAAUUACAGCAGACUGGGGAGUGUAUGCAAUACAGAGGUGGAUCUCAGGACAGUGUACAACAGGUCAAGUGGCUCUGGAGAUACAACAUUAACGCAAGACCUGACAUCGUGAGAUCCUGUAUAGGUCUCCACCCACACUGGGAUAUUUACAUCAUCAACAACACGGCUUACAGAAAACACAGUCAGCACCACGACCGUCCUCCAGCUGAACGUUGUCUCCUGUACUCUCUUCUGAUGGUGGAGGACUACACCGUCAAGGUCAAGGACGAAUCUCACAUCAAGAUGUACAAUGUGAUUAGAGAGCGAUGCUUUACAGAAUUACCUGUUUGUGAGGAAAUUUCCGCCGCCAACGAUCACGGGAGAAUCAUUCAUGUAGAAAACAACGUAAUCAAGUUUAAAUCAGACGACAUCCGGCAUGACGUCAUGUACACGUUUGUUACGGAGUGUCUGGUGGAGGACAGUGAUCUGAAGUUUUUCCUGACCACGGCGUCAUGUCACGUGAUAUCAGAAUACUGUCGGUUGUGGGAUUAUAAGAGGAGUGAGGGAGAGAGAUGUCUGUAUAUACCGGAGGAACCGGAUGAGAUGUACGACCUGUUCAUAGACGGAAUACAGCUGGACAUCCUCACACACAGUGCCAUGUCAGACAGGGGGAUUCAUGGCAGGAUCACUAAACGUUUAAACGUUCCUGAGGAGGUAAUGAAAUGGGACAUUGAUGCAAGACGGAGAUAUGUAAAAAGUAGUAAAGAACAAGGACGAAAGAAACUGUACUGUGCUAGAGGUAUGCUUGUUGGAUGCGCAGGCGCAGGGAAAACAACACUUCUCAAAAAGCUUCAGAAUAGAGAGACAGCAGACAAAGACCGACCCACGGAGACAACUGUUGGUCUGGAGGUCCAUGAGGAUUUGUUUGAAAUAGAAUCUGGCACACUGAAAAAUUACAAAGGAAACUCUUCAGUAUUCCACAGUGAUAAACAGCUGAUAAGCAUGACAGAUUUUGCGGGACAAGUGGCUUAUUAUGCUUGUCACCAGGUUUACCUGUCCAGAAGAGCGUUCUAUAUGUUAGUCGUUGACAUGUCCAAAAAUCUGACAGAGAAAGUUCACGAGCAUAACAAGGAUCGCCACGACCCAAUUGGAUCCCUAUUUCACAACUGGACCUAUGAUGACUACAUCGUAUUCUGGCUUCAGUGCAUAAAAACUUACUGCGAUGUCGGAAAAAGGCGAAUCAGUGGUAGAGAAACAGAAAGAGAGAAUAGUGUUCCAGUGAUUCUCAUUGCUUCACAUAAAGAUGAGGCUGAUUCGAAAAAAUAUGCGACACCUUUGGCAUUUUAUGAGGAAUUGAAAAAUUCCUUACCGGAAGGAGACACACUGUCGGAUAUUUUAUCGCCUCGCAAAUAUUUUGAAGUUGAGUGUCCAUCAAAUCUGUUAAAUGAUCGUCAAAGGAAUAUUAUAGAAGAUGUCCAACAAUGUAUUGUUAAAACUGUACAACGCCUGCCUCAAUGGGGAGAAAGAAUUCCCUUAAAUUGGGCAAAAUUUGAAAAAAUUCUCACCGACAGAAAAAGUAACGGAGAGAGAAUUCUAAAAAGAGAGGAAUUGAGGAAAAUCAAGGAACUGAAUUUAUCAACCGAGGACGACAUGGACGAUAUGCUUCGAUUUUUCCAGGAGAUUGGACACAUCCUUUAUUUUGCGGAUAAGAAAUUGAAGGACACAAUCAUAAUCAAUGUCCAGUGGUUUGUUGACGCGUUUAAACACAUCAUUACGGAUCCAACACAUCUCGUAAAGGAUAUAAAGGACAAAUGGUUGAGAACGGGCAGGAUUUCUGAAACAGCAAUUAAAGAAAUAUGGGAAGAAACCAACGAUGACUCGUACACCAUGCAUGAAAGGGAUAUUAUGCCAUAUAUGCAGAGACUUGGACUAAUGACACAAAAACUUAAGGAUGAGGAAAAAAAUGGAGAUAUGUACUACAUCCCAAGCAUGAACAGAAUUGACCUCUCUCAAGAAUAUUUAGACAUACUGAAAAAUGGAGAAAAAACGCCUCUUCUUAUUUUCCAUUUCAAAACAUAUUUACCCCAUUUUUUCUUCUUCCGCCUGGUUGUUGGUUGUUUAGAGAAGUGGAGAGCGCUCGAUCAAGAAAUGUUUUGUAAAAAUGCAGCAUUUUACAAGGAAGAUGAUUCUAGCCAUUACAUAGCCAUUGCAGUUAACCAAACUUCGAUCCAAUUACAAGUCUUCACUCCUGAUAAGAAAAUGCAUCUAAGUACAAGGCACGUCGUAGAUAUAAGGAAUGAAGUUGAGAAACGUGUCCGUGAAAUAACAAAGACCUUCCAUAACCAAGUUAGAUAUGAGAUAGGAUAUUAUUGUCAGGAUGCUGAUAUUACCAGCGAAGAUUACGAUUUGUUUUUGCAAGAACACGAAGUGUUACAGAUAAACACAAGUAUUGAUGAAAUGCCUUGUCCAAAGCAUGUCCGGGCAAAACCACGCCACUUCAUUAACAAGCGCAACUUGGUCAGAUUUUGGAGGAUUGAGAACUGAAUGUUAUAUCGCGGAAGAAUAUCCCAUUUUUACACAAACGUUGAAAAUCAUUUCAUGAUGAAAGAUACAGGGCUCCGUUUUACAAAAUAACUUACGACUUACGGCCAACUUUACAUAUUGGAAUUUUCUAGUUUCAUUGUAAGUUCAUUCACUCCAAAUGCAUUUUUUUUAAAUGUUAAAAAUUAAGCCUCUAAAAAGUUUACUUCAUUCACUUAAAGGAAUAAUCGUGUAAUACAAUUUAAGACUUGUGACAUUGCCGUAAGUUGUUUUGUAAAACGAGCCCCUGAUCCGUUUUUCAGAGGAUAGCUACAAAUUCGUCCAGCUAGCCUGCAUCUUUCUAGACUACAGAAGAUGAUAAACAUUUAAGCAUAGGAUAAGUGACAUGUGCUGUAGAGAAUGUCAACAUACCUUGAUUGAACCGUUUUUGCAUUACCUUCAUAUAAUAUCAAUUGUGGUGAAUUGAUGCAUUAUUCAGAACCAAAACAUAUCCUUAACUGAAACAGACACUGCAGUUUCUUUUUUCAAUCAAUUCCCCACGAACAUAAUUGAAACCCUAUCAAUUUUUGAAAGAUUUGUUGGUUUUGUCAACAAUGGUUAUAUGUAGGACAAUAGAGGCAUAGCAAAGUAACGGAUAUCUAUCUACAUUUACAUCCCAGGUCAUGGCAUUCACCAUAUCUGACAAACGCUUUUUUACUUUGCUGAAAGAAAAUGCAGAAUUGCAAACAUUUUUCUUUUGCAUUUUCAAUCUGUCCAAAAAAGUGUCCAAAAAGUGACGGAGCUCAUCAAAGAAAGAGUAAGGGACAAUAUCUAAACUAAUUGUCGACAUAAUUCCAUGGGCCAAAUUGAAAAUGGAUUAUGUGAUCGUGUCCACUUAACAUUUAGAACAAACAUGUCGAUAGGUAUCUCUCCAUGCAGUACACAUUACUCCAUUGUUGCUUUUUAAUGACAGAAAAGUCCUUUUUUCGAAGUUUUACUACACUUGGAAUUGAUUUUUUUGAAAGAAGAAUAUUGUCUUAAAAGAACCAAACAAUCUUUAAAUGCUGCAUCCAAGUAAGACAUGUUAUUAAAUGAUUUGAUGUAUAUUAAUAGAAUAAACCAUGGAUACUAUGCAAUUGUCUAACAUUUUUCAUCAAUGCAGUCAUUCAAUAUCAUUUUAUUCAUUCAUGCAUGCCUGUAUAUGUUACAUGUAUGCGGAUGGCGUUACUUUGUAAAUCAACGCCAUUCACAUCGAUUCUACGAUUCACAGUUUCAUUUAAGGAAUGGAUUUUUAAAAAUAUCUUAUGCGAUAUAAAUUGUUUCGGGGCAGUUUACGCUUAUAAGGCGCGAGUCAGUUUAUAAAAAGCGUAAACUGACCUAAAGAAAUUCAUAUUGUACAAAAUACAAAAAGGAAAUUAAAUUAAUUCCCUGUAAUUCAAUCUCAGUACUAAAAUAUGCAUUUUCAAUUCGUAAAUAUGAAUUAACUGCACCGUUCAAGGAUUCGCUUCGCAACAUACCGACAAAGUGUCGAAGAUGGAAGAAGGCAUCUUGGUUCUUUGCAUAUUGAAACAUGUAUUUCAUUUAUCAAAUUUGAAAACGUAUGGUGGAAAUUUGAUAGCGGGGGAUCUGUUAUGUAGGCCUGAUGUUUACUUCGCAGUAUAAGAUUGGCUUUGAAGUCCUUCCUACCACGAGGUAUUGUUGCAAUGUUUAUGUCGCGUUAUGCACUAGAAAAUGUAAUGUGAUUAGCGAUUUUUGAUUUUAUAAAUUUCAACAACAGUGUGACUUUCCAUAGCAUGCAACUUUAUCGCCAAUUAAAUCCGGCAUAGUAAAUUAUGAAAGCAAUCCACAUGUUAAUCGAUGAGACAUGACGUCAUAUGUUACAUCGUGUAAGACAUCCAUGACGCACUCACACUUCGAUAGGCGGAUAAAGCACCCCUACAAGUAAAAACAUGCUUACGAAUACUUGAUAAACCGUUUUUUUUUUAAUUUAUCAUACGAAAUCGUUGUACAUAUCAUGUUAGUUUUUUUUUUUAACUUUUACCGUUAAUGUUUUAUGUAGCUUGUAAAAACAGAAUGCUACGAUUUGUUUGAAAGGUGAAUAUAAUAAACAGUGAUCAAUCUAAUAACUCCUAUCAACGAUACAAAAUAGAGAGUUUGGCAAACAUGGACCCCCUGGUAUACUGGAGGUGGGAUCGUGUGUCUAGGAGGAUUAAACAUCCCCUGUAGACCAGUCACACCUGUCAUGAUCCCCAUAUCUUGAUCAGGUUUACUGCGUCAUCCGUAAUGCAAAGAAUGGCCUAACAAUCGGUGUGAAACUCGUCAGACAACAUUUGACCCAAUGAUAGGUUGUUUCGGCAAACUAGAUCAUUAUAAACAUAGAAAAAUAAUGGUGUCAGACAAUACAGUAUUUCAUUUCCCACGUUUAAUUUCGUUCUUUUCCAACUCCAUCGUCCGAUCAACGUAACAAUGUUGCAUGGUGCAAUAUAAAAUUAGAAAAGGAAAAGUAAUGCCGCCUUCAAUGUGAAGGGCGUGUGUCCCCAUACCAAGUUACGUUUAUACAUUCUAAACGAUUUUUUCAGCGUGUUCAGAAAAUCUAAUUUUGUGUUACAAGUAGAAUCAAAUUAUAUUUCUAUACAUUCUGAUGAUUCUCCCAUAUAUUUGUACCAGAAAGGCAUGUACAUAAUGGAAUGCCACAUUUGUAUCCAUUGUUGACGUGACAAUGUAGUUUUACUUUAUAUGUAUCCAUGGAUAUAAAUUGUUAAAACAUGUUGGUGAUACUAAUGAAACAGUUCAAUUUUA